UUCGGUUUGUGAGGUAAGCAGAGCCGCGCGCUGCCCACGCCACGGAGAUCAUGCGUUUGGCUCCUACCAUUUCUACUGUCGACUUUAAGAAAGAGCGCAUUCGGCUCAGCAUAUCUUCCUGAAAUACUUCUGCCGUUACGGUUUCACGUUUUAACAACCGAGAAAAAAGUACGGGGUUGGAACUUCAGUUUUCCGUUCAGUUGUUCGUGGAGGACGCAUGAUUUGCCGGUGUCUGACCACAAGAAAAGAGUGCAUGAAAGAUCUCAAGGCUAUAUUGAGCUCCGCCACACUGGGAGGCUUACUAGAUAAGCAGGAGAAGGAUCCCAGUGACCCCAAAAAAGUCUCUCCUCUUCUCUCUUCUCCCACAAUGGCUCUGGCAUCUUUUCAUUUGAUGCAAACUCUAAAGAACUCUCCAGCAGCUCUGCGUCGCCGGUUCCGGCGUGACCGCACUGAGAGCCUCUCUCACGGUGAUCCUCUCUUUAAGGUGCACUACCUCGGCACCAAGAAGAUCUUCUCGUUGGACUUGGAGCAGGCAGAGGAUGCCAUCGACCGGCUGCUGGACGGAGCCCCUGGGAAGCUUUCUAAAGAUCAUGCCCUUGUAGUGCGACCUAGAUAUGUUGAAGUUAAAGAACUAAGCACUGGAAGACAGCUCACCAAGACUUACUUGCAGGACAUUGCGUAUUGUGCCUCACAUGCAGCCAGACCCAACGUCUUUCUGUACAUCUGCAGGCAGCCCGGUCAGCAGCUGCAGUGCAGAGUGUUCUGGUGCAGUCGGGCAGAAAGGGCUAAAGACAUGACCGCCUGCCUGGCAAAGUCAUUUCAGAGAGCGCUCAACGACUGGCAGGGUGGAUGUGCCACGUUACCAGCAGGGGAUGGGAUUACUAGAGAGCCGGAGAUACCUGGUACACCCACUCCAGCCAAAGGGUCAACAUUGCCAGCAAGUUUGGGAAAAGUACGUUGGAAGAAGAGGGGGUCAGUAUCCCGUAGUCCUCUCCGUACCGUCAGCAGAAGAGGUUCUGCCAGUGAUGUCUGGCAUUGAGAGUCUAGCUCACACCCUGAACACUGACCACGUCCAUUUUUUGUGAUGCCUGGAAUUUCCAGCAUUGAAUGCGAGGAAAAGGACAACCACACCUUCAACUAGUGGAACUUUUCAGCUUUGAUAGAGUUUGUAACUCAGGUUUGUGUGUGUGUGUGUCUGAACAGCCACCACAUUUGAGUUUACUGAUUUACCAAAGUGAUAAACUAUAUAGUUUUCCACAGAUAAUGCCUUUUUUCUUCUGGUUUAAGAAGUUGAUUGAUCCAAUCAAGCUGGAUUUAAUUUCUCAGUUUAGCAACUAAAGCUGUUCCUCUGAGCUGAACUGGAAUCUAAGUUUAAACCCAUGGAUGCAUUACAGAGUUGGUUGUUUCUCGUCAGUCUCCUCCUCUGUGUACAUGUCUGGGUAUUUUGUCAGCAUUACUGAUGAGCAAUCAGACCCUUUUGUUUGUAUUAGAGCUGUCAAGACAGGAUCUGUGUGGAAAGUGGGUGGAUGCAUGAUGGUAAACAGUGGUAGGACAUUGCAGUCAGAGCUUUUGAAAGUGUUUUCCCAAAUGCACAAAGAUAGUUAAGCUUAAUGUUAUAAAGGGUGUCAAAGACAUCCCAGAAAUAGAGAAAAUGAAGAAAGCUCUAUUCUGAACUACUGUAUGCUGUUGAAUACUCCUCCUUAUGGCCAAAUAUGGUUAAAGUUGAGUCCUAUCUGAUUUGACACCCUCACUGAAACAGUUAGACAUGGGUGGGGUGUGUUCAUGCCAAAUUAGUUUGGUAUCGGGAGUAAGUGUAAACUGAGGUACCUAGAUUACAGUUUCUAAUGGUCUGUCGUAGCCAUAUCUGGUUCUACCUCAAUUUGAGUCUAAGUUGUUCAAUAAAGAGGAGAGUUUGUGCUAUUUUGCUCUGCUCUUAAAAUGAGAAGUUUUCUCUAUGCACCUGCAUUCCAGCAGUUCUUGAGGCAUUAUAGCUUCCUCCCCUCCUGUUUUCUCUAUAACAGCAAGUCCAUUUUUCACCAAAAAGAAAAGUCACUGUCUCCAGGCAACAGCCCAUGACAUCACAUUGCUGAUUGAUUCAAAGGUGUGCUUGCAUAAAGUGUAAUGUCCUUGAAAAGCAGCACUUAUGCUUAUAGUUAUAUCUAGAAAUGAAGCAAAAGGAAGCAUUUUUCAAUGGCCUUGUUGCAUAAACCAAUGACGCCCUGCUUCUUAUGACUGGAACUAUAGAGAUUUUAAAGUACAAAGACUUGUCAUGCACCAAGUAGCUAUUUCCUUCACACUGUUACAUACACUUACUGAGAAUGACAUGAUGUUUCACCGUAGUAUACAAUCAGUGCCUCAUGGUAUUAAAUAUUCUGUCGGAUGUGUUCGGCCAAUUGUGUUUCUUUUUUGUUUGUUAGUUUUAUCCUUUAAGAUUUUAUUUAAAGCCGUAUCUCGCACUACAAAGACUUUGGAUCUGUUGUUGGAUCUUCUCUGUCUGCUUUUAUGAGGUGUGUAAUGUUCUAUGAAUGUUGUACCUUGUUUUAAGUCCAUUUGUGUGUACAUAUUUAAAUAUUAAAUGUAUUUUAUGGAAUAUUAAACUUUUUAUACACUAAA
This is a messenger RNA of Danio aesculapii, 2613 nucleotides long. RefSeq lists its product as uncharacterized. Lineage: Eukaryota; Metazoa; Chordata; Actinopteri; Cypriniformes; Danionidae. The record is from RefSeq and is a predicted model, not a curated record. The transcript is spliced from 3 exons. Bases 218 to 1039 code for a protein of 273 amino acids.